AUGUUCAAGAGUAUAUUUGGAAGAGACUCUCCUGAUGUUUCCAGAAGCAAGCAGAUAAAAACAUUGCGGAUCUACAACAAAGAUGUGACGGAGGUGACACGGGACCAGGAGUACCGGGUCGACUUCUCGGUGGACGGCGCCGCGUACAGCGUGAACGUGUUCCUGCCGCCGGGCUACCCGGACGAGCGGCCGCUGCUGCAGGUGCGGCCGCCCGUGCGGCACCCCUGGCUGGACGCCGCGCAGCAGGUGGUCGCUGCGCCGGGCAUCGUCAAUUAUACGAAACACUGCGACCUGGGCCAGCUGGUGCAGAACAUCGUGCACGAGCUGGAGAGGAAGCUGAGCGGCGGCACGGCGGCGGCCGCCUCGCCGGGCUUCUCGCCCGGCCUGUACCCGGCCGCCGGGCCCAGCGUGCCGCAGCCCGAGCAAGAUUUCCCGGAGCUGGCGUGCCUGAGUCAGGAGGAGCUGGAGGAGUUGCUGGAGGACGACGACCGGCUGGAGCAGCUGGUCGAGUCGCUGCCUCCCGUCAAGCCGCUGCUGGCCGACCUGCAGACGGCCAUGGACAGGGUGGAACGACUUGCCGGUGGGUGUUGGAUGUCGUGGCCGCUUUUGAAGCCGUGA
Molecule: messenger RNA, 618 nt
Organism: Pollicipes pollicipes
Lineage: Eukaryota; Metazoa; Arthropoda; Thecostraca; Pollicipedomorpha; Pollicipedidae
Product: vacuolar protein sorting-associated protein 37A
Exons: 4
Coding region: 1-618 (205 amino acids)
Source: RefSeq, a predicted model, not a curated record